AUGGCAUAUGCACAUAUGCCAUAUGUGAAGGUAACUUUGGAGCCCAUGAUCCUGUAUAUUCAACCAUGUCACGUAGCAAAGAGGGCUCUGAAGAAAAUAAAGAUCAAAGCAGCCAGAAGCUCCACUGCAAAGGUGGUCAAUGUACUUAAAACUCGAAGGACCUUCUGUAAGAAGUGCGGCCAGCAUCAGCCUCACAAAGUGACCCAGUAUAAGGGCAAGGAUCCCCUGUAUGCCCGAGGAAAGAGACGCUAUGAUAGGAAGCAGAGCAGCUAUGUUGGGCAGACAAAGCCAAUUUUCCUGAAGAAGGCUAAAACCACAAAGAAGAUUAUACUGAGGUGUGAAUAUGUUGAACCUAACUGCAGAUCCAAGAGGAUGCUGGCUAUUAAGAGAUGUAAGCAUUUUGAACUGGGAGGGGACAAGAAGAGAAAGGGCCAAGUGAACCAGUUCUGA
Molecule: messenger RNA, 450 nt
Organism: Castor canadensis (American beaver)
Lineage: Eukaryota; Metazoa; Chordata; Mammalia; Rodentia; Castoridae
Product: large ribosomal subunit protein eL42-like
Biological process (GO): translation
Cellular component (GO): ribosome
Molecular function (GO): structural constituent of ribosome
Source: RefSeq, a predicted model, not a curated record